GCAAGCUGGAGAAAGAAAGGAAAAACUCCAUUAAAACCCUCCAGACUCUCCUCCAUGUUAGGAAUGAAAUGGAAAAUGGAGUGGAUUUAACAGGAAUCCCUGAUUCCUGCGGCCAGGCUGGAGGAAGGGAGACGCGACUCACAGCCGCAGGCUGCUGAUAUUUUUUAAGUCGCAAUAAAUACUGAGAACUCUGGGGCAGGAUGAGGAUUUCCUGACUCGGACGAACAAGAAAGGACAGAUUUUCACAAUAUUCCUCUCCUUAUAUUUAAUUUAUUCACCUCGAUGAUUCUCUUGACUGCUCUGGUAAUUGUUAGAAGCGGCUGUGACAGCCUGGAAACAUUAGUAUGAUUUCCUGAGUUUGAGAUUCCUCGCCCCCCCCCCCCACCACCACUACUCCAAACUCAGGAAAAGUCAAUACAAUCGCACUUCAUUUUUCCUUCAUGUGCACUUGGAAGUCCUGGGAGCAGCAAGAGCAGCGGUGGCAGCAGCAAGAAUGAACUGCAAGGAAGAAGAUGAUAACUGCACUGACGGGAGCAGCAAUAACCCCAAGAAGAUGUUAAAAUGCGUGGUGGUUGGGGAUGGUGCGGUUGGGAAAACCUGUUUGCUGAUGAGCUAUGCCAACGAUGCCUUCCCUGAGGAGUACGUGCCCACCGUGUUUGACCACUACGCAGUAACUGUGACUGUGGGAGGACAGCAGCACUUGCUGGGACUUUACGACACUGCAGGGCAGGAGGACUACAACCAGCUGAGACCCCUGUCCUACCCCAACACGGACGUGUUCUUGAUCUGCUUCUCGGUGGUGAACCCUGCCUCAUACCACAACGUCCAGGAGGAGUGGGUCCCCGAGCUGAAAGUCUGCAUGCCCAAUGUGCCUUACGUCCUCAUAGGAACACAGAUUGAUCUUCGAGAUGAUCCCAAAACUUUGGCUCGGCUGCUUUACAUGAAGGAGAAACCACUCACCUACGAGCACGGAGUGAAGCUGGCUAAGGAGAUCGGAGCACAAUGCUACCUGGAGUGCUCAGCGCUCACACAGAAGGGCCUUAAGACUGUCUUCGAUGAAGCAAUCCUGACCAUUUUCCAUCCCAAGAAGAAGAAGCAGCGUUGUGCAAAAUGCCACCGCUGCUGCACCAUUUUGUGAAGCCACUUGGAAAGGAAAGUGAGAUGAGUUCAGUGAAACCAAGCAGGUUAGAAAGGCAAUGAAAGUCACAUGCAACUGAAAUGGGGAACAUGACCAGAAAGGGGUCCUUUUUACCAAAAUAGGAGCCCUCCAUUCUGUGAAACCUCCAAGCUGUAUCACGCUAGGCCAUCUCAUGUCUAUGUGCUUUCCUAAACCUCCAGAGUCGUACGCAGCCUGUUCCCACUGCUGCGGACUGCACUGAGCCAACAGAAACCAGGAUGCCUGCUCCUGCUCGACUCUUCUUCACCUUAGGGAUAAGGGGAAGGUGUUUGGAAAACAAGCAAACAAACAAACAAGGAAUUAAAGGUGGUAAAAAGAAACAGGAGAAACUCCAUUUGUGGCCUUAAGCAAGUAUUGAUCAAAAUUAGGAAUUUACAGUAGGAAUUGAAUCUGAACUGACCGAAAGCACGUGGAGAUCUGUAGAAAUCUAAUAUGUAAAAUGUACACUAUAGGUAGGAUGUACUUUUAAAUUACUUUUCUUUUUAUAAAGCUCGCUAGGUCGGGAUAUACUUCAGUUGGUUCGAACUACAUGGAAGCAAAGUGGAGUGAUUCAGCUUAUUUUCACUUAAUGGUGAAACUUCACAGCGUCCGUAUGUUGCUGCACUCAAGCUAUCAAAAUGGAUCAACAUUUACCUCCAGACUUAAGGAAUGUUCUUACAACUUAAAAAUGCAAGUAACUGUACUUUUACAAGGGAAUGUUCAGGCUGAGCCAUGUUUCCAUAAGCUGGGAAAGGAAGAACAGAGUUGUACCAUUUACGUACUGAAACAAAGACGUUCUGCCACCAAAGAGUAUUGCCCUGGACAUGAAAUCCCAGCGUGCAACAAUCGCCUUUCCAAAGUGAGAACAUGAAAGAGACACAUUGCCAUGGCAACUGAAAAAUUACCUUAUAGAUCAGCUGGAUUUCUGCAUUUCACCCAGCAGACAAAAACAGCAAAAACCAAAAAGCCAAAGGUCACUCUGAUCUCAAGCGCUUUAAGGUGAUCCAAGUGCCUUAAGAUUUUUUUAGAGUAUAUCAUGUAAAAAAAAAACUUACCAAAGCAGAGUUAUAAACACGGUGAUUUACUGUAGUUCCCCCUCCCCUCACUCAUUACUUCUUUCCUUGCUCCCACUUCCCGUUCUUCUUAUGGUAAGUGCUGGUCAAGUCACAGUCCUCAGGAGCGGACUUUCCGGCUGGGUGCAGGUGAUGGGCUGCAGCCCACAGCACAGAGGUGGGAAGUCCAGACCUGGAGGGAGCACAAGCUGCCUGUAAGCUCCCUGUGCUGUUGAAAAAAAGUGUGCUUUCCACUAAAGCCUCUCCAGGGAGUGUCUACGUUCGCACUUCACUGCAACGUUGAUGCUCAGAGACGAACUCGAAGGGCAUCUGUCUUCGGAUACCCUGGCAAUGCCAUGAGACUGUUCUGUUGUGGAUUUCAUUUGCCAAGCUGAAAAUCACAGUGCCAGCAAAUACAGAUUUCGAGACCUCAAAUGUAACUCCUUGCAAAAGCAGCACCUGCAGUUAGUGGUCCCAGAACUGCUCAGAGUAAGCAGCUAACAGAAGAGUACCCCCAGGCGUGUACUGGGCCCCCUUGCCCCGCUCCUCUCCAGAAGCACUGUAAUGUGGCUGAGUGCACACAGGCAACCAGAAAACCCUUGUGAUUAGCAGUGAAUUACAGACCGAGUGUUAAUCUGAGGAAUUAGAGACUUCAGCAGGAUCACAGGAACUGCACCAUUGGUGCAGAGAAGGGAAUGAGCAUGAUGCAGUGCCCAGUCCUGCAGCCAUUGAAGAUUAUGGAUCCAAGCUCCUGCUUUCACUCUAGCAUGAAUUUUAUUUGACAUGGACACCAACAGAAACCAGAUCAGACACCUCAAAACAUUUCUAAGCGGAGAUCAAUGUUUUUCAGUGAAAAGAGCGAUCAAAUGUGGGCUUAGUGCCUUGCUGCUCUUACCCAGCUGGCUUUCACUCACCACCUCUUCCUUGCUGCGCACAAGUAUGGAUGAAAACAAAGUUGCACUAAUUCAAAGCUAUACAAAAGAAAGAUUUCCUUACCGCCAGCCUUGUUCGUACAUACAUUACAUUUGGUUCUAUUAUGUCCCAGACAUUUGCUUCCAAUGGACUGCCUGAUACAACACAGCUCAGAGCGAGGACAGAGCUGAAGCCCAGUGAAGGAGCUCAUGUCGUGCCGCAGAGGCUGUGCUGCUGUCCCAGCGUGUGUAGCAGCUGGGACACCAGCAAUCAGCUGAACUAUAACAUGUAAAAAGAUAUUGGAAGACUAUGAGGGAAACUAGGAGUAACUAAAAGUCCACUGGGGAACUAAAAAAAAAAAAAAAGGUUUCAACAGAUAUCAGAGAAAACAAUUAGAGCUUCACUGUGCUGCUCUUAGCUUCAGUGGAAAUAGGUGGUGAUUUUCUUACAGCUGAUGUAGGCUGCUGUAGAGCACUAGCCUGUAUACAAGUCUCUGGUUGAAGUAAGUGAAGUCUGCUGUAGCUGAAGUGCAAUGCAAACACUCAGGUUGGAGCUGCCAGAUAUUCUUAGAGCUUCACAAAAUACAGAGGAAACAAAAAUCCAGACUGACAGCUGAGCUUAUCGCAAAAUAAUGAGCACACUGGCAAAGUGCAAUAUAGCAUUCCCGGCAUGCAUCAGAGCAAGCCACAAUACUGAAAUGAUAUUUUUGUGUGCCACCCAGUAUCAGUACUGCCUAUUAAUACUAAUAGGAUGGCAUAGGGUAGCCACAUAAAAUCAAAAAUCAAAUAGGAAGUUUUAGUGCUAAUGUAACUACAGUGGAGGAAAAUUAACUAAAAAAUCAUAUGGUGAUAUAGAAGCUAAAAUGCUCCUAUCCUAAUGUAUUAAACUGUAGCACCCUGCACAAAUCAUUGCAUAACUGUGAAAGCAGAUACAUGUAAAAAAUAUUAAGAUUAACCAGGGUUUUAUUCAUAUCUACAAAAUGAAGCGCCUAAGUUUGUGAAGCAGUACAAUUGCAAGUUUUUCAAGCUGAUUGUAAUUAAAAUUUGACAUUUGGGAGCUAGAAAGGAGGGAGGGUGGUCACAAUCCACUGAGAAAUCACCUCUGUACUCCUUUUAUUUUUAAUUUCAUUUCCAACAAAAUAACUGGUUUGUUUUUUUUUUAAAUAGACAUGGCUAAUGCAGGUCCCAUAAACAUUAGGCCUGCGUUAUGUACACACAUUUAUCUAUGCAAUGUGACAUUUUUUCAAGGAUCUGCCCUGAUAGUCUGCUGUUUUGGGGAGGAUGGAAUAACACAGAGCAACAGGCUUCAGAAAGGCAUUGUAGACAGAUGCCAGGAGACUCAUUGACUAUCUGGCAACUCAUACCUAAUACCUUUCCUAAAAGCCAACAGAUGGUGUGUGAACAGGCAGCAAAGCCUAUUUUCAGAAAUAUCAACACACCAGGCACAGUGCAAGCACAGGCAUAAGGCAACAGAUAUAAACUUCAAGUUAUUUUCAAGCACCAUUAGUAACAAGAAAAGAAAAUCAAUAAAUGAUUGCCAGCUGAAAGGAGAUAGGUUUUCUCAUUGUAAGACGAGCUGGAAAUCAGACCCUGAUUUCACCUUCAAAGGAGCAGAGGCAGGAUAGUCAUAAAGGCUAUAAACCAUCCCAGGAACCUAUCUGACAAUGUCCUUUUAAUGCAAACGACGUCAAAGCCUUUCCUGACAGAGCUGCCUCUGCUAAUAGUCUGCUGCCAUUCCUAAAGCACUCACAACUUAAAAGAAGUCUGCUAGAUCCUAGAAAACCCAUCUCCUUUGGCCUCUUCUGAAACCUUAAUGUUCUAUCGGGAGUUGUUAACCUGAAUUUCUCUGACAAAGAAAGAUGUGGAAACAAAG
Molecule: messenger RNA, 4992 nt
Organism: Cygnus olor (mute swan)
Lineage: Eukaryota; Metazoa; Chordata; Aves; Anseriformes; Anatidae
Gene: RHOJ
Product: ras homolog family member J
Exons: 5
Coding region: 494-1138 (214 amino acids)
Biological process (GO): small GTPase-mediated signal transduction
Molecular function (GO): GTP binding; GTPase activity
Source: RefSeq, a predicted model, not a curated record